Messenger RNA from Carica papaya (papaya), 3209 nucleotides. Lineage: Eukaryota; Viridiplantae; Streptophyta; Magnoliopsida; Brassicales; Caricaceae. The record is from RefSeq and is a predicted model, not a curated record.
UAUCCCUUCUCUUCUCUUUCCACUUAUACUCUUCAAGCUCUCUCUCUCUCUCUCUCUCUCUCUCUCUCUCUCUCUCUCUCUCUCUUUUCAAUUCUCCAUUGAAAGAAGAAGGAAGAAAAAGGGGAACUCAAGGACAGAGAAAAGACAUACAAAGCUAGCUGUAUCCUUACGACCUUCAACAAGCUUCCUGUGGCCAUGAAUGUGAUACUGGCGGCGGUCUUGGUCAGUUCUCUGCUUGUUUCGGUGAUUGCUUCUGUGUCCUAUGAUCACAAAGCUAUCACCAUUAAUGGGAAGAGAAGGAUCCUCCUCUCUGGAUCCAUUCACUACCCGAGAAGCACACCUGAGAUGUGGCCGGAUCUUAUACAGAAGGCGAAGGAGGGAGGACUAGAUGUGAUUCAGACUUACGUUUUUUGGAAUGGGCAUGAGCCUUCACCUGGCAAAUACUACUUUGGAGGAAACUAUGAUCUGGUUAGAUUCAUUAAGCUGGUGAAGCAAGCAGGCCUCUAUGUUCAUCUCAGGAUUGGUCCAUAUGUUUGUGCCGAGUGGAACUUUGGGGGUUUUCCUGUUUGGCUUAAGUACAUUCCAGGCAUCGCUUUCAGAACGAACAAUGGACCUUUCAAGGCAUACAUGCAAAGAUUUACAAAGAAAAUUGUUGAUAUGAUGAAAGCUGAAGGGUUGUUUGAAUCUCAAGGGGGUCCAAUAAUUUUAUCCCAGAUUGAAAAUGAAUAUGGACCCAUGGAGUACGAACUUGGUGCAGCCGGGCGUGCUUACAGCCAAUGGGCAGCUCAGAUGGCUGUGGGACUCGGUACUGGUGUCCCGUGGGUCAUGUGCAAGCAAGAUGAUGCACCUGAUCCUAUUAUUAACAGCUGCAAUGGUUUCUACUGUGAUUACUUUUCUCCAAACAAAGCAUACAAGCCCAAGAUGUGGACUGAAGCUUGGACUGGUUGGUUUACUGAGUUUGGAGGUGCAGUUCCUUACCGACCAGUGGAAGACUUGGCAUUUUCAGUUGCAAGGUUUAUCCAGAAGGGAGGGUCGUUCAUUAACUAUUAUAUGUAUCAUGGAGGAACAAAUUUUGGCCGCACUGCUGGUGGCCCCUUCAUUGCCACUAGCUAUGAUUAUGAUGCUCCUCUUGAUGAAUAUGGACUGGUGAGGCAACCUAAAUGGGGUCAUUUGAAAGAUUUACAUCGAGCAAUAAAACUGUGUGAACCAGCACUGGUGUCUGGUGAUCCUUCUGUCAUGCCACUUGGACGCUUUCAAGAGGCUCAUGUCUUCAAAUCAAAAUAUGGGCAUUGUGCUGCAUUCCUUGCAAAUUACAAUCCAAGAUCUUUUGCUAAAGUUGCCUUUGGGAAUAUGCAUUACAACCUGCCUCCUUGGUCUAUCAGCAUUCUUCCCGACUGUAAAAACACUGUUUAUAACACUGCAAGGGUUGGUGCUCAAAGUGCUAGGAUGAAGAUGGUUCCUGUUCCUAUUCAUGGAGCAUUCUCUUGGCAGGCUUAUAAUGAAGAGGCACCUUCCUCAAAUGGUGAAAGGUCAUUCACGACGGUAGGAUUGGUGGAACAGAUAAAUACAACUAGAGAUGUCUCUGACUAUUUAUGGUACUCAACGGAUGUUAAGAUUGAUCCUGAUGAAGGAUUCUUGAAGACUGGAAAGUACCCCACACUCACUGUUUUAUCUGCUGGUCAUGCUUUACAUGUAUUUGUCAACGACCAACUAUCAGGAACUGCCUAUGGAAGCUUAGAAUUUCCAAAGAUAACUUUCAGUAAAGGUGUAAAUCUGAGAGCUGGCAUCAACAAGAUUUCAAUUCUAAGCAUUGCUGUUGGUCUUCCGAACGUCGGUCCUCAUUUUGAGACAUGGAAUGCUGGAGUUCUUGGUCCUGUAACAUUGAAUGGUCUUAACGAGGGAAGAAGGGACUUAUCAUGGCAGAAAUGGUCUUACAAGGUUGGUGUUGAAGGAGAAGCAAUGAGUCUUCAUUCACUCAGUGGGAGUUCCUCAGUUGAGUGGACUGCAGGGUCUUUUGUAGCAAGAAGGCAGCCCCUUACUUGGUUCAAAACUACUUUCAAUGCUCCGGCUGGAAAUUCUCCAUUGGCUCUGGAUAUGAAUAGUAUGGGUAAAGGACAAAUAUGGAUAAAUGGAAAGAGUAUCGGGCGGCACUGGCCUGCAUAUAAAGCAUCUGGUUCUUGUGGUUGGUGUGAUUAUGCUGGAACAUUUAAUGAGAAGAAGUGCUUAAGUAAUUGUGGAGAGGCUUCUCAAAGAUGGUAUCACGUUCCUCGCUCAUGGCUCAACCCAACAGGGAAUUUGUUGGUUGUUUUUGAAGAAUGGGGUGGAGAUCCUAAUGGAAUAUCCUUGGUUAGAAGAGAAGUAGACAGUGUUUGUGCUGAUAUUUAUGAGUGGCAACCAACUCUGAUGAAUUAUCAAAUGCAAGCAUCUGGAAAGGUAAACAAACCACUGCGGCCUAAAGCUCAUCUACAGUGUGGCCCUGGGCAGAAGAUCUCAUCAGUGAAGUUUGCCAGUUUUGGCACUCCAGAAGGGGCUUGUGGAAGCUACCGGGAGGGAAGCUGCCAUGCACAUCAUUCUUAUGAUGCUUUUGAGAGGCUCUGUGUUGGGCAGAACUGGUGCUCAGUAACAGUAGCACCCGAAAUGUUCGGUGGAGAUCCCUGCCCCAGUGUCAUGAAGAAACUCGCGGUGGAGGUUGUUUGCAGCUGAAGAACUGUAACAUCAGAAAAGUGAUGGAAGUGAAGGAAAUUGUGGACUGAUUCUUUUUUUUACAAGUCAUCAGUUAUAUUAUUUCUUGGAUAAAUUAAGUCUACACAUCGAAGUUUGCAGCCAUUCUGUUCCAGCUUUCAAAUGGUGAAGUUGUACAAAUAUACAGCACACACCAUGGAUGGCUGGCAUCUCUUACAAGCAUUGUCAAAGUGUUUGUCCAUUGGAAAAAUGUACAUAAAGCAAUGAUUCGUUGCCUGCAUGUUAUAUGGAAGUUUAAGGAUGGAAUCUGUCGAAGCACAGUGAGACGGCGGUAACCCAGUCCAUGUGCCAGAUAUUUUAGCUUUUAUAGGGGAUGGAAAUCCUCUGAUUUCUAGUCAUUUUAAGUGGUACAUUCUCUUUCAAGUUUCUUGAGAAGCAAAAUUGUUUACACUGCUUUGUUCUUGCAAGAAAAAAGGAACAAAGGCCUCAAAUGGCCAUAAUAUAUUUACUCUUUUUAGUUCAGUUGC